This is a messenger RNA of Eucalyptus grandis, 1651 nucleotides long. Its product is annotated as GDSL esterase/lipase 1. Bases 329 to 1426 code for a protein of 365 amino acids. Gene Ontology annotation, molecular function: lipase activity. NCBI's taxonomy places the organism in Eukaryota, Viridiplantae, Streptophyta, Magnoliopsida, Myrtales, Myrtaceae. Gene Ontology annotation, biological process: lipid metabolic process. The transcript has 6 exons. The record is from RefSeq and is a predicted model, not a curated record.
GGUUGAGAGGGGGAUUGACCAUUUUUCUUUUUUGCUCCCUGGAGGGAAGGGUUUUCUGCUUUUCUGCUUUUCUCUUCUUUUCUUUUCUUUUGGGGAAGGAGGAGAGUAACCAGAGGGGGAGAGAGUUCUGGCCAUUGAAGUGCUCAAGCGUGAGAAAUUGCAGAGAGCUUCAAUUUUCAAGGAGACAGCUGGAGCUGGUCCGACUGGAGCAAGUUCGUCCAGAGCACCCCUUAGGAGGAGAAAAGCCCGGUGAUCUCCCGUAGAGCUUCUCGCACCCCAUCGCUGCCGAUUUCAGCAAAGUCCAUUUCACCAAACGAACCAGGUCAUCAUGUCGACUCCGACUCUCCACAUCAUUCUCUUCACUGUUCUUGCAAGCCUCUUCGUCUCCACUUGCUGCGACAAUCAGUCUCGGGAAGAUGUUGCUCUCUUCAUCUUUGGCGACUCCAUUAAUGACGCAGGGACCAACAACUACAUAAACACCACUGCUGGCUUCAGAGCAAAUUUUCCUCCUUAUGGGGAGACGUUUUUCCGCUAUCCCACUGGCGGAUUCUCCGAUGGUCGUCUUAUCGUCGAUUUUAUUGCUGAAUAUGCAAAUCUACCGCUGAUUCCACCAUAUCUCCAAAUAAAAGAUGAUGAAUUCAUGGGAGGGGCGAAUUUUGCAUCCGCUGGAGCUGGUGCUUUGGUCGACACUUAUGAAGGAUUUGUGGUGGAUUUGAAGACGCAGCUGAAGCAGCUUGAACAACUAGAGAAGAAGCUGAGGAAAGAGAUGGGGAGCGAGAAGACGAAGAGGAUAAUUAAGGAGGGUGUUUACUUAAUUAGCAUCGGAACCAAUGAUUACACGAAGCCUCUACUUAAUCCUGCUCUGUUUCAGUCCAUUUCCAUGGAAGAUUACGUGGGGAUGGUGAUUGGGAACAUCACCUCUGUGCUCAAGGGAAUAUAUGAGGUAGGAGGAAGAAAAUUUGCAAUGAUUGGAGUGGGGCAAUUUGGGUGUGCGCCAAGCAGGAGACGAUUGACCAGAAAUGGUUCUUGCUCAGGCGAAGCCAACAAGAUCGCACAGCUUCACAACGUUGCUCUUACUUCAAUUCUUGCAAAAUUGGAAACGCAACUCCAAGGAUUCGAAUACACCUACUUCGACUUCUACACUUCAUUAAGUGAGAGAAUCCAAUACCCAUCAAAAUACGGUUUUAAGGAAGCAAAAAGUGCGUGUUGUGGUUCGGGUCCUUAUAGGGCAAAUUCGACUUGUGGAGGCCAAAGAGGAGUGAAGGAAUAUUCAUUAUGCCGUCAUCCUGAGAAGUACGUGUUCUUUGAUUCUGGCCAUCCAAGUGAGAGGGCUAACCGACAAUUUGCACAGUUGAUGUGGAAUGGGAGUGCGAGUGUAGUCAGACCUCGCAACCUGAAGGAAUUGUUCAAGCAUGAGGGUACUUGAAAUUUUACUUUGUUCCUUGAAAUUGUAGGUAAAGAAUCACAUCCCACUUGAACGUCAUAUUAUGAAUAAUGAGGGAUGAUGUUGGAUUGACUAUAUGGUUGCACUUCUGUUAAAGAACAAGGAUGUUCAAAUGAGCCCUAGUAUUGCUGAACGUCAACAAAACUUGAAUUCCUUAAAUGUUUCAGGAUAAGUUCGAAUAAAUGAGAUUCAUUAUCGCUUUGGUUC